This is a messenger RNA of Mitosporidium daphniae, 885 nucleotides long. RefSeq lists its product as uncharacterized. Gene Ontology annotation, molecular function: mRNA binding. The record is from RefSeq and is a predicted model, not a curated record. The transcript is spliced from 2 exons. Gene Ontology annotation, cellular component: mRNA cleavage and polyadenylation specificity factor complex. Bases 1 to 885 code for a protein of 294 amino acids. Gene Ontology annotation, biological process: mRNA 3'-end processing. NCBI's taxonomy places the organism in Eukaryota, Fungi, Microsporidia.
AUGAGCGUUGUUUUUAUUGGAAGUAUUCCUUAUGAUACGACUGAAGAGCAACUAAUGUCUUUAUUUAGUACGGUUGGGCCAGUGCGAUCUCUUAGACUUGUCUUUGAUAGAGAGACUGGGAAAUCAAAAGGUUAUGGAUUUUGCGAGUACCACGAUACAGAAACAGCAAGGUCUUGUGUUAGGAAUCUCUCGAACUACGAGCUUAAUGGGCGAAACCUUCGUUUGGACUUUGCAGAUUCCAUGCUUGGAGCGCCCAAAGAGCUAAGAAAGGAAAACAAGGCAGCUAGAAUAUAUAGACCAAAUUCUGACUAUGGCGAAGGAUCUCAGGGACCUUCCUCAUCCUUUUGGGAUCCCUUCUCAGCAAGUGGGUCUGGAGAAAUGCACCACCAACAGCAAAUGUUUGGCUCGCAACAGCCCCAGCACGUUCAAUUUGAGCUUGCACAACAACUACCACCUCCACCGCCGCCUCCUCCUGCCGCUUCGAUGACAGCGUUGGAGUCACUGCCUCCAGAUCAGCUCUUCUCAUUGCUCGCACAUAUUAAAAAUUUGACACAAUCUCAACCCUCACAAGCCAAAGACCUUUUGGGAUCCAACCCACAUUUGACCUAUGCUCUUUUUCAUAUUCUUUGGAGAAUGGACUUAAUUGAUGCCCAAACAAUUCAAAGAACCAUUUCGGCCUUGAGUGUAGGACCUCCAGAGGCGUCCGGUGCCAAUACUGUCGAGCUAAGAUCACAGGAUCCUAGAAAACUUCAAGCCUCAGACCCAUUGAAAUCAGAUCAACAGCAGGCACUAUUAGAGCAAAUUCGAAGAAUGACCCCGGAGCAAUUAGAAGCACUUCCUCCUGAACAGAGAGAAAAAAUUUUAUUAUUAAAAAAUAAGGUUUAA